Messenger RNA from Akanthomyces muscarius, 1323 nucleotides. RefSeq lists its product as uncharacterized. Lineage: Eukaryota; Fungi; Ascomycota; Sordariomycetes; Hypocreales; Cordycipitaceae. The coding region runs from base 1 to 1323 and encodes 440 amino acids. The record is from RefSeq and is a predicted model, not a curated record. The transcript is spliced from 8 exons.
AUGAAUCCUCCAUAUCAGCCGCCCGGUCCACAGCAGGCCUUUCCGAACCCGAUGCCACCUCCAGAAGGGCCUCCCAACUACCAGCGCUCGACAUCUUCCCAGCUUCAGCUCCCAGCACCUCGGCAGUUGCUUCAGUACGCCGACUCUUAUCGCCAUGCCUCCUCUCAGAGCCUUCAGAGCCAGCCGCGUCUUCAGAGUGUAUCUGCCAGCCUUCCUCCUCACCAACCAAGUGCCCCUCCGCCCCCGCAGCCGCAGCAUUAUCAGCCGCCUCAUCCUCAACAACAGCACCAGCUGCCUGCCAUAAACCCCAAUCACGCUUCGAGAAGGGGGAGCCAUGCAGAUGAGGCGACACUUGCCCCUGCAAAUACUCCCUCAAAUGAUGCUAAGCCCGCGCAGGCUCUGCUAACUCCCGUCUCCGACGUGGAUUUAGUUGUAGGUUACAAGUAUCAGCUCGAUGUUAUACAACAGCCGAAGCGAGCCCGUAUGUGUGGCUUUGGUGACAAGGAUCGUCGGCCCAUCACACCCCCACCCUGUGUUCGUCUAUCCAUAAUUGACAUUGCCACUGGUAAAGAAAUCAAUUACAACGAAAUUGACCACGCCAUGUUCGUUCUGAACGUCGAUCUUUGGAACGCUGAAGGAACAAGGGAGGUAAACCUCGUCCGCUCCUCCGCCGCAUCAUCAUCAGCGUCUUCGUCAUCGACAAAUGCACCUGGAUUUGCCCCCCGGAAUGUCGCGGAAGCAUCGCAUGGCAUGAGUUCGUUGCCACUGGGGCGCGAAGCGCCUUACAGCCAGCAACGUCCGCCCCCCAAUCCACCAGAGUAUGCUGGCCAUGCAAGCUAUCAUAACGGGAGCAACACAUAUCGUGGGGGUGGCAACUAUGCUCUCCCAUUGCAGCACUACCCGCAGCAUCACGGCUAUGGAAUGGAUCAGCCGAUGCCGCCUCAAAGCGAUGGUGGCCAUUCGCGAGCGGCUUCGGCAUCUGACGGUUAUGGCCAAGAGCCAGGGGUCAUGCCAAGAUUGAGUUGCAUUCAACUUGUGCGACACAGAAGACAAGCGGGGUAUCUGGUUUGUUCUACAAGACCUCAGUGUCCGAACCGAAGGAAAUUUCCGCCUUCGAUUUUCCUUUCAAAGGUCACCACAGGCCGAGCACCGAUUCUCGCGUCUUCUCACAGCGAGGUGUUUAGCGUUUUCUCGGCAAAAAAGUUUCCAGGCGUUUGCGAAAGCACAGCUCUCAGCAAGACGUUUGCUGCGCAGGGCAUCAAAAUACCUAUUCGCAAGGAGGCUGGCGGCAAGGGCGAUGAUGAAGACGGCUACGGCGACUAG